AUCAGCUUUAAAGCCCUCGUUUGCAAUCGCUCAGGCCUUUGCGGACCCAGGGAGCUUGCACAGACCUAUAGAACAGCUGUAGGAAGCGACGCGCUGCCUUGCACGCCGCCGCCGCGCCCAGCUAGCCUCAAAUAGCGAUUUGGUGAUAAGACGCAACCAUGGUCAAGCACAACAAGAUCAUCCCCAACCAGCACUUCCACAAGAAGUGGCAGACGUCGAGCCGCGGCCCGCUCCACAUCAAGUCCUGGUUCAACCAGCCGGGCAAGAAGAAGUCGCGGCGGCUGAAACGCGCCGCGAAGGCCGCGGCGAACGCGCCGCGGCCCGCGGACAAGCUCCGACCUUUAGUACGGUGCCAGACGCAGCAGCACAACGCCAAGGUGCGACUCGGAAGAGGUUUUUCAUUAGCUGAAUUGAAGGCGGCCAAGAUCAGCCCCAAGUUCGCGGCCACCGUGGGCAUCGCUGUUGAUCAUAGAAGGACGAACAAGUCCCAGGAGGCCCUGGACAUCAACGUCCAGCGCCUGACGGACUACAAGGCGAAGCUCGUCGUCUUCCCGCGGAAGGGCGCGGCCCCGAAGGUCGACGGCGCCGUGUCGUCGCUGCCGAAGCCCGCUGCAUCGAAGGCUCCGGCGGUCGAGUUCAUGGCCGUGCCGUCCGAUGGCGAGGGCGUCUACGAUGCCCAGCGCGCGACGUGGACGGAGAAGCGCUUGGCGGGCAUCCGGAAGAAGAUGAAGGAGGAGGCGGCGGAGAAGAAGAAGUAGAUACGGAUUGGGGUGUAAUGCUUCUUAUGACUA
Messenger RNA from Pelagomonas calceolata, 791 nucleotides. The record is from the annotation of a GenBank genome assembly. Lineage: Eukaryota; Pelagophyceae; Pelagomonadales; Pelagomonadaceae.